CAGUUAGGAGGGUUGUCGCACAACCCGACACCACCACUUCGCGGUCCUCGGGAAUGGCGAAACCCCAGUGGCCAGAUAAAGCCGAGCCAGCGACGCUACCUUCUCAAACAAGAAUCACCGCCUUGCUAAAAUAAGCACAACUUGGUUUUGAACUCGGCCAUUAUGCUCACCUGGGAUUCCAAGGAUCUAUAAAGGGUUUACUAUACUGAGCUUCCAGGCUGCGCAAAGACGUCGUGUUGCCGGAUCUGGGCAGUUGCCCUUAACAAUAGGGCCUUGCAUACUUAGCUCUCUCCUAUUUGGCCAUAGGCUUCGUGAUGGCUUCGCUACAGCGACGAAAAAGCCUUGGAGAUGGGGAGAUUGGGUUUGGUGUAAUAGGGUUGACGGCAUUACGCUUCUUGAAAUCCGGAUAUCGCAAUAGUGGACGUAGAACCAGGUCGAGCUCUAUAUUAUAAUCUCUACAAACCCCAUACGAAUAUGUUAUGCUAGGAUCUGCAUUGGUGUUGAAACAUGAACUUUAGCCAUCAUGUUCUCUAGGAUUCUCAUUGUGGCUCUUUCCAUCAUCAAGCUGGUUUCGGCAAUCCCGGCUUCCCCGAUAUCCCUCGAAAAACGAUUACCGGGCCGUGUCGUUAAAGCCGCCGAUCCGGUAGUGAUCGAUGCCAAUUCCGAAUAUGUCAGAGUUAGCUUCAUGAAUGAUGGUAGCCUAAUCGGCGGUUAUGUAGCCACGGACGGCAACGAACAUGUUCUGCGCUUGGUAAGAUCGACCAACGGCGCCCAGUCGUGGGAUUACCUUGGCGAGGUAUUCCGAGGUGAGGUUGCGACUCACGAUAUCAACAACGCGAUGCCACUUCAGUUACCCAACGGUCGUAUAUUGUACGCAUAUCGGAACCACGAUCGCACCGGUAGCGAUUGGCACUACACUUACUUCCGUAUCUCGAUCUCGUACUCGGAUGACGGCGGCAAGACAUUCGAGUACCUGUCCACUGUCGAGGAGCAUGUCCCGUCCGGCGUCAACGGCCUUUGGGAGCCUUUCCUACGUAUCGCGAGAGAUGGGUCUCUCCAGUGUUAUUACUCUGCCGAGAAUAGUGCCGGUGACCAGGACAACUUUAUGAAGUACUCUACUGAUGGUGGCUCAACUUGGUCAAAUUGGAUUGCUGUCUCAGGGGGUGACAGGAAUUCUCGAGAUGGCAUGGUUGGUGUUGCCCCUAUUGACAACAACGGAAAUCUCAUCGCUGUGUUCGAAAACACCGAGGAUGGUCCUUUCUCGGUAAACUACGUGCUCUCACACGACGAUGGGCUAUCCUGGGGCCAGCGCAACCGGCUCUACACGGCGCGGAAUGGCAAGCUGGCCGGGGCUCCACAAGUGUAUAACGUGUGGGGAACUCUAGUAGCAAGCUUCAUGACGAACGAGGACGUAGACGGAACUAGCGGAUACGACGGCGCCCAGAUGAAAGUCAUCACGAGCGUCGACGGUGGGAGCACCUGGUCUGCAAGUGUGGUAACCGGCGAGGCGGCAUCUCAUUGGCCAGGCGUGUUUAAUCGCGACGCCACACACUUUCUGGCCUUGUACUCAAAGGAUGGGCUUGGGGCUGUGAGUCAAUUGUAUGAAUUGCAGAAUUAGGGGUUCGGGGUUGUUCAUGGGAAUCUUGUCCUUAGUGCAUGGCAGUUAUCUUCGUAUGUAUAUACUUCACUUGUGUUGACCUCCUUAAAAUUAUUCAUUUGCCUACCUAUGGAUAAUAUUCAUGUAAGAUACCUACCUACGUAGGUAGGUAAGAUGCUUAUAUUAUUGUUAUCACAUGAAAAAUGUGGAUUUAUACCCUCUACUUAUCCCCUAAACUACUAUCCCC
This is a messenger RNA of Annulohypoxylon maeteangense, 1844 nucleotides long. RefSeq names its product glycoside hydrolase family 93 protein. The transcript has 2 exons. Bases 524 to 1618 code for a protein of 364 amino acids. NCBI's taxonomy places the organism in Eukaryota, Fungi, Ascomycota, Sordariomycetes, Xylariales, Hypoxylaceae. The record is from RefSeq and is a predicted model, not a curated record.